GGACAUUUAAGAUAAAUACAUAGAAUAAAGGCUUUUAUGUAGGCAAUUUAGGUUCACAUUCGACCUUGGUUUUUUUUGUACACAGAAAACAUAUUCAGUAAACCAGUACAUAAAAGAACAGAUUUAGGUUGAAAUGGAUUACUCCAAAGUAUUCUUGGUUUUACUGAGUUUGAUAGAAUUGAGUUACAGUGCUAGGAUACUAAUGUGGCCAUAUUGUCAGGGCUUCAACUCAAGACUUAUGAACAUUGAGAAGAUGUCAAAUAUCCUUAUAGAGGCUGGCCAUACAGUUGACUGGAUCAUCACUGAACAUUAUGAUGAAACCAAGAGGCCAUUGUCUAGUGAUGUCACAGUACACAAGUUUAAUGUUCCUGAAGAUGUUCCACUCAUAACUGAUGAAGGUUACGUGGAGCAAUUCAUAGAUAUCUCACCAGCAAAAAUACUGCCAAUAUUACGGGAGAUCACUGACCAAUUCUGUGAGAGUUUGAUCAAGUCAGGGAUUUUAAGGGUCCUGAAGGAGAAGAACUAUGAUGUGAUGAUUUUAGAUUACAUUGAUUACUGUGGCAGGAUUGGAAUUGAUUAUCUUGGGAUACCUACAAUGUUGUAUUCUAAUUUUGGCUUUAUUACAUCAGAGACUAUGUUCCCAAACCCUAUGUCAUUCGUACCACAUUUUACAACUGCUUUAUCUGAUGAUAUGACAUUCACAGAAAGGUUCCAGAAUACGUUGACUAUCUUAAUGUUUUCCACAGUCGGAAUACAAUAUUUCACAAGAGGUGUCCGUCAGUUGAAACAGGAGUAUGGAUUGAAUUUCAGCCUGCCAUUGGAAAAUGCCCACAUGAGAGCUGCUAUGACGAUUAAUCAUGCGCACUGGGCAUUUGAUUAUCCACAGCCUCUAUUACCAUAUCAUAUUAUGGUUGGUGGGCUUUACUUUACUGAUGCUAAACCUUUGGAUCCAUUCUUCGACAACAUUAUGACAUCAUCGCCAAAUGGAGUUAUUAUUGUCAGUUUUGGAACACUUUUUAAUAGAUUCAACUCGGAGAAAAAUGAACAGCUUGCGCUUGGGUUUGCUAAACUAAAACAAACUGUCAUAUGGAAAUAUAAAGGGGACCCUUUGAAAAAUAAAGGUUCUAACACUUAUCUUGUCGAUUGGAUGCCCCAGAAUGACCUCCUGGGUCACCCAAAUGUGAGAUUAUUUGUGACCCAUUGUGGUAUAAGUAGUGCGUAUGAAACCAUGUAUCACGGGGUACCAAUUGUGGCUAUUCCAAUGAUUUUUGACCAGCAAGGGAAUGCAAGAAAACUAACCAGGACACGUGCAAACAUGGGGGAGGAACUUUCUAUGCAUAGUCUUACAAGUGAAUCUUUAAAGGAAACCAUUGAACUUGUUCUUGGAGAACCAAAGUAUAAAAGCAGUGCUAUUGAGAUGUCAAAAAAGGUCAGGACAAAUCUUGUUUCUCCAAAAGAGACUUUGUUGUACUGGGUUCAGCAGGUGGCGAUGAAUGGUUCCCAUGGUUACCUACAUCCUAUAGGGCCAUCUAAGAUGCACUGGGCUCAGUAUCAUCAGUUGGAUGUCAUGGCUGUUUUAGCCAUUUGUCUCGUUAUUGUUACAGUUGUUAUAGUGUUUACAUGUAGAUGUUGUAUUAGAGGAUGCUCUAAUAGGUUGCGCAAGCAGAAAAAAGAUUGAAUCCUAUUAAUUUAAGUUUGGACAAACUUGAAUUUUAAGAAUAUGUCAUGCUUAUAAUUGACAGUCACAUUGUUGUAUAAGUAUUCAACAUAAAUAUACUGCAAAAAUGUCUAUAUAUUUGCACAAAAAACCAUAUCUCUCUAAGAACAUAUACAAAUGCACAAAACCAGUAUCAAUAUAUACAUAAAAGGAUCUUGAACUUUGAACUUAAGUUUUCAUGUUAGACAAGACCUGUUCUUUCUUACCUCAAUCUGUACUUAUUCACUCUCACAGUAUUUUAUCAUCAAGACAUGUUAGUCAGUUUGUUGGAAAGGGAACUAGAUGAAAGCAUAUCUAAGGAAGGUGCUGACUGCUUUAUUGUAGCCUUCCUGACAUAAACCAGAGUGUUUCUGCGUGGAAUUCUCUUCAAAAAACUGUUAUGGUGGUUGUCAGAAUUAUCUCUGUCUAAAGUGCCUAAAUUGCUUGCAUCUCUAUUUAAUCAAAGGUGUGAAUUGUCAAGUUUUUCCACUUUUUUUAUAUUUUACUUAUGACCAGUAGACCAAAUUUCUUUUCCCAUGUUCUCACAGUUGGUCAUGGUUUUGUGCUGAAAGGUCCUUAGCCU
Owenia fusiformis is the source of this 2279-nucleotide messenger RNA. The record is from the annotation of a GenBank genome assembly. NCBI's taxonomy places the organism in Eukaryota, Metazoa, Annelida, Polychaeta, Sabellida, Oweniidae.